Messenger RNA from Odontomachus brunneus, 8322 nucleotides. RefSeq lists its product as uncharacterized. Lineage: Eukaryota; Metazoa; Arthropoda; Insecta; Hymenoptera; Formicidae. The record is from RefSeq and is a predicted model, not a curated record. Bases 1253 to 2950 code for a protein of 565 amino acids. The transcript has a single exon.
CGUACUGGCAGCUAGUAGUGGUUUGCCGCUCCGCUCGACCGCCCGUGCAUGUGUGCGUGUGCGUGGGUGUGGGUGUGUGUGAUGUGCACGCGCGCGCGAGCGAGCGCAAAACGGGAAAUGUGUACGUAAGAACGGCUUUCCUGUGCGCAUGGCGACGUGUUGGUCGCUCUUCAGGCCCGUUUCAUCAGCGCGUCGCUCAUUUUCAGGCCGCCGGUGGUCUUCAUGUGCGAGACGUUGAUCAUUCGAGGACACCAAGUUAGCUAUUGGCACGAGCCAAGAGCAGCCUCCGCCAUUUUCGCCGUCCCCGUGAGAAGCCUGAUGAGACCCACCGGUGUCUCGCAUAGUGGUUCUCGCGGCUGACGCUUACGACCGCGCCUCUAAAUUCCGCAAACACCAACACGCGACCCGCAGCGAAAUAUUGCCCAUCAUAUUAUCAUCGUUCUGGCGACGUCACCGUUCUGGCGGUCGUUUCCUCAUUAACGCUCGUCACUUGAUGUUUGCGUCGAGCUGGCCGCGAGUGUACAUGUGCUGAAUGUGCGCGCAUACGUGUGACAGCGGGUACACGUGGAGGUGCGUCAGUGAGAAACGGCGGCUACGACGACGCCACUGUAUGUGCGCCGCAUACCAGUGAGGCCCCGGGCCCGGUAUCGCGAAGAAGGGGAAUAGAGAGAAGUCUAGAGCUAGCUGAAAGGAAGCGACGUUGAGACGGACAGAGAAGGGAACGGGAAAGAGGUGCGAGGGGAAGAAAACGUAAGAGCGGCAGAGAGACAGAGAGAGGUACGAGAGAAAAAAAGAGAAAGAACGAAGCGGCCCGAUAUUGGUGGGGGACUCGUAAGAAGGUAGCCAUAAUGGCCUGACGCGAUCUCGAGCGAGCGGCUACAGCUGCUGUGAAAUAUCCGCGCCGCCGAGCUCCUCUCGCUGUUGCCGCGCGAGCAUAUUUUGCAACAUCGUGCGGCGACGACGUAUACGCGAAGGUACACCGCCUCUGCCGUCUUUGGAAAGCGACUAUACCAGAGAAACCGGGUGGAGUCCCAUUCGCCGCUGUUACGCGAAUGUGUCGUGUACUUUAAUACACACAAUGAGUUCUCGUGUCACGUUCGUGAUUCGAUACCGCGCGUAGAAAGCAGCAAGCUGCGUUGCCUGGUAAUUAACGCUCGAGUAGAUCCGACUCACGAUCGUGAUCUCCGGUUUUUGUCCGUGCGGUUAAGCCCGGUUAAAUCCCGUUCGAUAAAUCAGUCACGUAUUGUUAAAGAUGAGGGGAGCUAAUCAAGAUACAGCAACACCGUACUGUCGGUGUAGAGUACUCUACCUGGGUAGCUCGGUACCUCAUGCGAGCAAAGAGGGCCUCCUGGGCGUCCAGGAGCCUCUGAGGGAACUAUACCCCGAACAAGGUGCAUUGGGUGCACGUGGGAUCGACUCCUGGCUGAGUGUGUGGAGCAAUGGUCUGCUGCUGGAGAACGUUGACGAACAUCGGAAAAAGGUCACACGAUUCUUUCCCAUCGAGGCGCUCCAUUAUUGCGCCGCGGUGCGACACGUUAAAGGUGGGAACGGCGAUGCUUCCAACACGCGAUUCCUGCCGUUGGACUCGCCGUUCGCACGAACGCCCAGCGCCAAUCACCCGCCCUUGUUCGCCGCCGUGCUGCGGAGGACGACUGGCAUCAAGGUCCUUGAAUGUCACGCGUUCAUCUGCAAGCGGGACAUGGCGGCUAACGCCCUGGUAAGAUGUUGUUUUCACGCUUAUGCAGACAGCAGCUACGCGAAAGGUCUAGAGCCGUCGUCGGCAACGACCAACGGGGUCAUGCCAGGUCAUCAGUCGAACAAUAGCCUGUACCAUACCCUGGGCGGUUCAAGCACUACCUUAGACAGUCCUCAGGCAACCCGUCUGGAUGCGACAUCGACCGACGACCUCAGUCUGUACAACGGCGACGAGAAUCACAAAGUGUGGGCAAGGGGUCGCGAUGAAGUCGACGGUCUUUAUCAGGAACAAGGCACUCUGAGAAGUACCAAGGGAUCCAGACCGCGUCAAUUAGUCGCACCACCGCCGCCACCUCCACCACCACCCCCUCCCGCUCAACCGUUGUUACUCGAGGAAUCCGCCUCCUCAUCCGCGCGAAGAAAAACCAAUAAGAAACUCAAGAAGAUGAAGAAUCGUUCGUUGCACGAGGAUGCCUUGCAGCAGCAACAACAGCAACAGCUCCUACACCAUCAAAUGCAUCAAGGCGUGUACACCAAUGGCCAUGGGCAUCACACUUUGGGCCACCCCAUCAGGCAGCAACACUACCAUCCCCAUCCGCUACCACCCAGCAGUCGAUCUGUCGCCGGUACCUUAGCCAGACCGGCGCCGGUUCUGUUGGUACCAGCAGCCACCUUACCGCGGAAAAGCCAUCAUCACCCGCGCUUAAGGCCCAUUCCGGCGGCAGCACCCAUAGUCCCAGUCUAUGCUCCUUUGCCGGUAGUACCGCCAUCCGCAGCACCAGCGGCUGCCAUUUAUCCAGCGGGCUCGUAUGGCACCGCUGGAAACAGAAGCAGAAGACAUCCGGAGACAGAUAACUCUACUUUAGGCACGUCCAGACGGUUAGCCGCUUCUCAUGCCGACCUCACCGUGCCAGAAGUUGCACGAGCGGCAGACAGUCCGGAAAACGAGUCUCGUUUUGGUACCGGGAUAUACCGGCGGAAGGGUCACCUGAACGAGAGAGCCUUUUCUUACAGCAUUCGAGCGGAACACCGAAGUAGAAGUCACGGCAGUCUGGCUUCCCUUGGCUUCAGCGCCCAGAACGGGAAUGCACUGCCCAAGGAAGAGAAGAAGGAUCGCGAAAUCGCUCAACUGGUCGCCGGAUUGAAUCUUAAUGAGGGACCAGAACGAACACAGACCUCGAAUUCGAGGGGAGGGUAUCCCAAUCAUCAUCAACAACAACAAAUGCAACCGUUGCCCAGGCCGAGACCCCGUUAGAAUCAUUGCUCAAGACUGACCUCUUUUUUAGUGGUUAUCUUGAACUUCCUAACUGAUCCAGAGUGACUUUUGGAUGUCUUUCGGAAACAGAAAUCCUUUAUUCAAAAUAUCGCAGUGUUUUUCGUAGCCUUGGCAUUAAAUUGACAUAUUUACUUUGUAAAAUGUUUUAUUUUACCAGGUGCAUCGUCGCAAAUUUGUUCACCAAUUACAUUACGCGACUUGCCUACCCUCUUUCGUCACAAAUUGGAAUAUCAUAAACAGGCAAGACGUGUCGCGUUCCUUUCACGCAUACCACUGGUUGUCGACAAUCACAACGUGAAUUGUAACGAAAAUCUUCCGUGGAAUUCUCUCUUCUUUUAUUAUUCAGCGAUGUAGACAAUUGCUCGAAGUGAGUUUUGCUUUUUUUCCGGUCGAAUGCACUGACGCAAGAGCAACUUCGUCUAGAUUAACAAAUAUUUUAUUGCGGCUUACCUCUUCAAGCGUAACACCUGCGAUAUGGUAACGAACGAUUUUAUGUUCCGUCAUUGUGUCACGUGGAAAAGAUUACAUUGCGAAACGUUGCAAGUAUAUAGUUUUUGCCUGACAGUGUUUCUCUCAGCAUACAUGUAUAUCUUUAGUUUUAUUCUCAAAUAAUUCCAUUUCUCAAAUAAUUUUCGAUCACAAUUCCGUUUUUAAAGAAAGAAAGAACACACUUUGAUUUCUCUCCUCGGUUUUGCCGUUUUUAACUUAAUUUCAUAUCUGGUGGAAGUAGCUCAUUAAACUAGAUGAGUAUUCUCAGAUGUAAAAAUGAAAAAUCAGUGAAAUUUCUUAGAUCAUACGAUGACAUAACACUACGAGAAACAUAAUGACCUUCUCGUUGCAGGACGAGCCAAUUAGGCGGUAAUUAUUGUCGCCUUAUGAGAGAGCAGUUCUGCUGUCUGAAGCUCAUUAGACGAAAGAACGUAGCAUGGAAGAGAGACUGCCGUGUGUUGUUUCCUCUGUGAAAACGAGUCGGAAACUUGGUGAAAAGUCCCAAUGUCGUCGACAUUGAAAGUAAUUCCUUUAGCCUUUCUAAUAUCUGCAAAUACGAAUAAAACGCCUAAUAAUAGCUUCUUAAUUUUGAAUCAAAUAAAUGUUCUUAAUUUCUAUAAUCAAAUAAAACUCUCGUCUCUUUUCUCAAGUAACAUUAUUCUGAAAGAGAAACAAUUUACUCCAUGAGUUUCUUCCGUAAAAUUUAUUAUGAAAUUUUUUCUUUUUUUCUUUUCUUUUUAUAUUUUCUUCAAAUUUCGAGCUUCAAAAAUAAUUGCCAGCCAUGUAUACAAUAAUCUUUCGAAAAUGCGUCAAGAAAAGAUCGCGACUGCAAUGUUUGCAUCCAAAACAAAGAAAACAUUCAUUUAUAUAAAGAAAACCAAAACAUUGCGGAACGAAGCUACGUACAUAUCCAAAAAAGUUGCGAACAAAUAAUGGCAGAAGUAUCAUUCUUGAUCAUAUGCAUGCAUAUGCGUGCGCCGCUCCAUUCAGACACUUGUAAAUUCAUCAAUUUCACCAAAAAAUGCCAUCAAAAUGCUUUAAAGACGUAUCUUGGCCUAAAUGAGAUCCAAAACUCGGAAGAAAUGCAAAAGAAAAUUGAAAAUUUGUAAGUUCUACAUAAAAUAACGCCCUUAAAAUCGGCUGUAUGAUCGCACACAUGCGACAUCAGCUUCGAUUUACAUGUAUCGGAAAAGAGAAUUAAAUAAUCCAAGUCAUAAACUGUGCUACGCGAAAAGUAGAUAAAAUCAAUCAGGUUGUCACUAUUUACAUUAGCAUUCGCAAUACGCCGCAUACAUAUUAUGUCGACCGAGAAUACAGUGUCCUUGUUUAUGACAUUUUACGGUCACUCGCGUUUGCUGAACUUUUAUCGCAAUGCAUUAUUAUCAACUUCGUAAGAACGCGAAAAGAAGAGAGAAAGAAUAAUAUAUAACAGCCUUGCUGAUAUCGGCGUUGAGCUUAUAGCGUCCAAGAAAACAAUUAUCAAACAAUAGGUCGUAUAAGUGUGUCGUAUCCUAGUUAUCGUGUGUUCGAACAAUUUAUCUUUAUUAUCACCGACCGAACGAUUACACGUGAUGUUCAAUUCCAAAGUUGUAGCGAAUCACUUCGGAACUGGUAAAAUUUCCCUUUGAAUGCAAUUAGCGCGCUUGACAUUUCGCGUGUACCGUAAAGAAUCUUGCAUACAAAUAUUAAAAUUCCCUUGUGUGUUACCAAUUUUUUAUUAUUAUUUCAAUAUAAAAUUAACAAAUAAUUCAUGUUAUUAUUUUCGUGACGUUUUAAUAUGUUACAUUAAAAGCGGCUUCGUAACUUAACAAGUUUUGUAUGUUAUCUAAAAACGAAAUUAUUUUGAGUUAUUUCAACACGAUUAUUUAAAAGAAUCAAUUUUUUUAAAAAGUCACUUUGAUAUUAAUAAAAGUUAAAGUACACAAUAAUACACAUUAAUACAUAAUACAUAUGUAUUUAACAUAUGUUUGUGUUAUUUCAAAACGUUAUUCAACAUACGUAAGUGCUCAAGUAGCACUUGUAGUAUUAAGAUUACACAUUUUAUAUUCUAAUGUAGAUUAACAUAUUAUAAAUGUUAAUUUUACUGAAAAGUUAUGUUUUUGUCUUCUUACAAUAUAUACAACAUGGAGCGUCUGUUGCAACAUAUGUGUAUGUCUGCAGUCAGACUAGAAAUAGUGUAGUAGAUAAAGUAGACGACUCAAGAAGUCAGAUUUCUCAAGUUUAAUUCCAUCCGUGGCCAGUUUUUCAAACAUUAAAAUUGAUUUAAUUAAAUGUUACAUAAUUAAGAAGAUUUUAUAGAGAAAAUUAUAGAGAUCUCUCUUGAAAAUAAUAUGAUAAAAAAGAAGUGGGAAUUAAAAUAUUUUUGUCGUUAUAAAAAUAAUAUUUUUUUUAUAUUUUGAUAUUUGACAUUAUAUGUGAAUUUUAUACAAAAUUUUUUUGAAGAUAGUGUUUGUGUUACUUUUUUACAUAAUAUUUUGUGUUUUUCUAACAUCCGCUUUAUGUUAAAUUAACAUGAAAAUUUGAAUAGGCUUUCUGGGACUUGCGGAUGUAACGUAAAAUGGAGGAACAACUCCAUCGUGUAUUGGCGAGAAUGUUCUUUUGAUGAUAAAAUGACUGUGCUGUAUUAUAAAUCGCGCAUUAAUCUUGCAGGCGAUAGCAACACAAAUGCGCUCACCGAUUAAAAAUACCUGAUGCGCCGACGUUCUUUCGCGUACACGUCAACGGCGACGAUCUUAAUCGUUCAACCGCUGUAAUUAACACUCUCGUUUCUUUCUUUUAAUCGCUUUACCACGGUUACACAAUUGACCGAUUCUCAAUGUCGUCCACGAAACUCGCCUAAACGCGAUUGCUCAAAAUUUGAGAGGACAGUCGCUCUUUUGUCAUUUGAUAGUAAAUGCUCGCUGAAGCUAAAAAUAAGUGAUGAGCCGCAAGGUUUUUAAAUGAUUCAUGUACAUAUUAGUAUUCGGUAAAUAGCGAUCAGCGCACUACGUAAGAACAAUUAUCUGCCAUUACGCAAGUCGGACGUAGCAUUCAAAUGCUCCACGCAGAAGCGUUUCUCCUUCGAUCGGCACUUCAUCGAGCGCGUCGAUUACGAGCGAUAAAAAAGGACUUUGCCUUUCGCCACGAAUUUCUCCGAGCGAUGCGAUAGCUGUUACGUGAGAAAAUAUCGGUGCAGAAUUCAAGAGAACGAAAAAGAUCCUACGCAUUUCUAGUUUUGCUAAAAUGUAAUUAAAAUUUGAAAUAUAUUAUCACACGCGCGCUUCUUAAAAAUGUGAAACAAUUGAAGAUAACUUUUUAGUGAUAUUCCUCUGGCACUUUAUUGCGAAAAGAGAAAGAGAGAGAGGAAAUCUUAGGUAAGCUACCAAUGCGUCACUUGCGACGCGAAUAUUACAUAAUCGCCACAUUCGCUCCAAAUUAGCAUUCAACUGGAAAAAUAGCAUGUAAAACAAUUCGUGUACGCGAUCAAGAACAAGAGAAACAACUAAUUUCGAAAAAAAGAAAAAGAAUCAAAUAACUAUUAAUCGAUGCGUGUCUUCGAGCGGAAAAUUGCAACAAUAUGUAGGCAUCGCUGAUAUGUCACCGCUGCUUCACGGCGAAAGCAUUAUGUGAAACGAAAGGCAGCAAACGGCGUCUUUUCGAAACGACACGAGUCACCUUUACGAUUGUUUCAGUAAAAAAUAGUAGAAAAAGAAUCGUGAGUCACAUCGUCAACCACAUAUCCGACGAGCGAUAAAACGCUAUUUCUCUCUGUCAACAGAUUACCCGAGUGAAAAAAGAACACGUUUAAAUGAAGAUGUGCCAGUGUAGAGGAAAAAAAAGAAUUCCACGCCACUGAUUAUUAUCGCGCACACCGGUCGUACCGCGAAGAAUGCACACCGUAUUACUCAUCCAAUUGUCGUUACCACGUUGUUUCCACGCCAAGGCUGCUACACGAUCAUAAAGUUCCCUCGGUCUUUUUUCUUUUAUCCUUAUUUCUACCACGUGCUUUUCCCGGACAUUCGUCCGAUCUCGCGUGAAGAUAAAAUAAAAUCUCUGAUAAAGCAAAAGUGCAUCCACUAUUUUUUAACGAUAUCGGAUAAAAAUCAUGGUGUGUAUAUAUAUAUAUAUAUAUAUACAGGGUGUCCCACAACUGGUAGAACCCGUUAGGGGUAGGUAGGGGAUGCAAUUUGGAACUGAAAGUUCCUCUUCCAUUUUUGAAUCAGACAAUUAGUUAAUGAGAUAUUAAUCAAUUAAGUCUACCAAUUCCUUAGCAUCCUGAGUGAAUGCUCAGGGACGUAAGACGUGGACUCCUCAGGGGCCCUGUUUGUCUGUUUUUCUCCCCUUUUUGUACACACACACUAAAAUCAUUCACAAUACUCAACCACCGACAUGCAAAAAACAUUUAAGUCACCCGCGCUCUCGAAGGAAGCAUACAACACAUGCCCUCCUCCUCCGGCACAUAAAGUGCAAUUACUCCGCUCACUUGCACUAAAAAUAUUCAAAUUAUCUAUGCACUCAUAACCGCACACAAAAACAUCCAUACAUCACCCCCACACAUUGAAAACUUGCCACCCUCUAGCCCCGGUCAGGCACCCAUCCACACAUUCACUCACUCACUCAUUCAUCCAUAUUUAUUUCUCUGUGAUACAAAAAAGGGAAAAAAAGUCAGACUCCUAACAAUACAGACAAGCAGGGCCCCUAAGGAGUCCAUGGCGUCUUACAGCACUAAGCGCUCACUCGGGGCGCAAAGGGAUUGGCAGAUUUAAUUAAUAUAUAUUAAUUAACUAAUUGUCGGAUCCAAAAAUGGAAGAGGAACUUUCAGUUCCAAAUUUCAUCCCCUACCUACCCCUAACGGAUGUUUUACCAGUUGUGGGACACCCUAU